This is a messenger RNA of Dioscorea cayenensis subsp. rotundata (Guinea yam), 2451 nucleotides long. Its product is annotated as piriformospora indica-insensitive protein 2-like. Lineage: Eukaryota; Viridiplantae; Streptophyta; Magnoliopsida; Dioscoreales; Dioscoreaceae. Bases 563 to 2011 code for a protein of 482 amino acids. Gene Ontology annotation, molecular function: protein binding. The record is from RefSeq and is a predicted model, not a curated record. The transcript is spliced from 2 exons.
ACCUCAGGAACAGAGCCUCCCUAGCCUUUUCUGUUCUCUUCUCCCUCUCUUUGUACAUCAAUCAAACUAUAUACCUCUUCCCAUUUUUACCACACUUUCUUAUUGUUGUUAUUAUUAUUAUUAUUAUUAUUAUUAUUAUUAUUAUCAAUACCAUUAUUAGUUUCACCUUGGAGACUGUGGCCAGCCACCAGUUCUGGCAAUCCUUAUAUCCCUGUCCAUCUCUUCCAACAUCUCUCCACUGUUCUUACUUUCUUUUGGUUUGGUCUCUUGUUGAGCUUUUAGAAAGUUCUCUCAGCCAAACUACUCUUCUUUCUUGGUAACUGAGACAUGGAUUGAAGAAAAACAAGCAAGUCCAUCCUUGGAUACUUUUUCUUUUGCUGCUCUUUGGAUCUCUUAUUUUGUGCUCAUGGGAUUUGAGCUUUCACUGGGGAUGUUGGUCUUGUUUCCAUUAGUGUGAAACAACUGGUUACAUGACACUUUCUUUAUUAUCUUCAAUGUAAAUUUCUUCUUAGUUUGUUUCUCAGCAAGCUCUGUUUUGGCCAUUUGUUUGCACACAUUCCUGAUGAGAAAUUUCAUUAGCACAAAAGCUCUUCUUCCUCUUCUUCUGCUUCUUCAUCUUCAAUUCCUUUUCUUGUACCAUGUAUGUUCUGAUACCCCAGUUUCGAGUGCACCAAUGGAGAAAGCAGAGCAAGAAGCUCUGUACAUGGUGAUCCAAGGCUUUGUUGGAGAAGGUUGGAAUGUUUCUGGUCUUUAUCCAGAUCCUUGUGGAUGGACAAUGAUUCAGGGUGUGUCUUGUGACCUGUUUGAUAAUUUUUGGUACAUAACUGAUAUAAACAUCGGUCCCGUCCUCGAAAACUCUCUUGAAUGUUCUCCAGACGCUAAGUUCACUCCACAACUCUUUGAACUCAAACAUCUCAAGAGUUUAUCAAUCUUCAAUUGUUUCACUUCUACUAGUCAUCAACCAACCACCAUCUCUUCCCAAAACUGGGACAAAUUAGCUAAGAAUUUGGAAACAUUGGAAUUCAGAUCAAACCAAGGCCUCAAUGGUGAAAUUCCAUCCAUUUUUGGCCAGCUCACAAACCUCAAUUCUCUAGUUCUUGUUGACAAUGCAUUGACAGGAGUAAUCCCUCAAGAACUCUCCAACUUAGUUCAUAUUAAAAGGCUUGUGCUUUCCGGCAAUCAAUUCUCCGGAUCAAUACCGCCUUCGCUUACUACUAACUUGACGGAGCUCUUGAUCAUGGACCUCAGUCGAAAUUCAUUUACCGGUGCUCUUCCGGCUUCAUUCGGUUAUCUCACGUCACUCAUUAAGCUUGACUUGAGCCACAACAUCCUGAAUGGAAGGCUUCCAAAUGAAUUAGGAAAGCUCCAAAAUCUCACUCUUCUGGAUCUCAAGGACAACCUUGUAUCUCAUGGCCUGCCUCAAUCUCUGCAAAACUUGGUUUCUCUCCAAGACUUGCUCCUGUCCAACAAUCCAUUGGGUGGAGAUCUUGUCUCAUUUAGUUGGGAAAAUUUGUCUAAUCUCACUACAUUGGAUCUCUCCAAUACUGGCAUCACUGGAAGUAUUCCAGGAACCAUUGCAGGAUUAAGGAGACUGAGAUACUUAGCAUUGGAUAACAAUCACCUCACUGGCAAUGUGCCUCAAAAGCUUGCAUCAUUGCCUUGGCUCAAUACUCUUUACUUGAAUGGAAACAAUUUGACAGGAAUUCUUGAGUUCCCUGAUGAUUUCUACAAGAGAAUGGGUAGAAGGUUUGCCUCUUGGAACAACACAAACCUUUGUUAUUCUACUGUGGAGACUUUGUCUGUUGGACAUGCACCUUAUGGUGUGCAACAGUGCAAGCAUGAGCAGCAUGUUAAUGUCUUAAGCUCAAAUCCAAAUGUUGGGGAUGGAGACAAAGAUCAGAAUUCAAGUAUCAUGGCUUCACUUGGCUUCUCAUCUUCUUUUCAUGAAUUUUGGUGGGUGGUUCUUGUGCAGGAGGUGGUGGUUUUUACCAUACUAAUAUUAAUGCUAUAACCUUUUGAUCAAGUGUAUUAUUGUUAUUUUCAUUACUAUAUAUAUAUAUAUAUAUGGUUGUGACUUGUGAGUGCUAACUUUAAAUUUAAAAUGUAAUAUCAAGAAAUGUUUAACAGAGUGUAGUUUUGAAGAUGGCUGUUGAAAAAUGUGCGCUGUUUUUUGCUUCUUGUGUUCAAAAUGAACAGUGUCUUGAUGUUGCUGCUAAUAACUACUGAAUAAGUUUUCUGGCUGGGUGGCUGCUUCUGACUAUACUCUACAGCUCUGCAUUCAGGACAGUGACAACAAAAGCACAGACUAGCUAGGCUCUCCAUUUAAGGCUAUUUUGCUCUGUUCAAGACUUUUUAUGGGUCCUACUUCCUUGUUUUCUUUUUAAUCAUGAUGCUAUCCUAUAUAUAAAUAUAUAUAACAUUUGUUAACUUACUGUGUUUAUUGAUUCUGUA